This is a messenger RNA of Pyrus x bretschneideri (Chinese white pear), 1822 nucleotides long. Its product is annotated as sulfite exporter TauE/SafE family protein 3. Gene Ontology annotation, cellular component: membrane; Cul4A-RING E3 ubiquitin ligase complex. The transcript has 12 exons. Lineage: Eukaryota; Viridiplantae; Streptophyta; Magnoliopsida; Rosales; Rosaceae. Gene Ontology annotation, biological process: protein ubiquitination. The record is from RefSeq and is a predicted model, not a curated record. Bases 226 to 1653 code for a protein of 475 amino acids.
GGAAAUCUCCCGUCUACGACGCCAUUGCUGAAUCCAAACAAAGAAGCAACAACAUUCACGCACCAAACCCCAUUUCGUUAUCUCUCCUAUAUUAAGCCUUCAUCCUUCACCACCCACUUUCACUGCAAUAAAACCCACCUCUCUGAAUCUAUCCUACGAAAAACCCACAUUUUCCUUUCGCUUUCUCGGCAACCAAGCAGAAGAAAAGGUGGUGGCUUUAUUGAUAUGGUGGCGUUUGGAGCGAAAUGGCACGGUUUGAGAUCCGUGGCAAUGGUUAUGCUGCACUUUGGGGUGGCUUUUGUGUUUGUUUCGGCGGAGAGAGGCCUGAGGCUUGAAGGUUCGAGGUUCAACGGGACAGAGGGAUCCGAAUCUAAUUACUUUUUCAAAGCUGUGAAUUUCUUAUGGCAAUCCGAGAAAUCGGGAUAUCAUCAUGUUUGGCCGGAAAUGAAAUUUGGGUGGCAAAUUGUUGUGGGUUCUAUUGUUGGAUUCUGUGGAGCUGCGUUCGGGAGUGUAGGUGGUGUAGGUGGUGGUGGCAUUUUCGUUCCAAUGCUUAGCCUAAUCAUUGGGUUUGAUCCAAAAUCAGCAACAGCUAUAUCAAAAUGUAUGAUCAUGGGUGCAGCUGCCUCAACUGUGUACUACAAUCUUAAGCUAAAGCAUCCGACGAUAGAUAUGCCCAUUAUUGACUAUGAUUUGGCUGUACUCAUACAACCGAUGCUCAUGCUGGGCAUUAGUAUUGGAGUGGCUUUCAACGUGAUCUUUGCUGAUUGGAUGGUCACAGUUUUGCUUAUUGUUCUCUUUAUAGGUACGUCAACAAAGGCGUUCUUCAAGGGUGUCGAAACAUGGAAAAAGGAAACCAUUAUGAAGAAGGAGGCUGCUAGGUGUUUGGAGUCAGCUGCUGCUGAAAAUGUGGCAUACAAGCCUCUUCCAAGUGGCCCAGCCAAUGAGCAGGAAAAGGAAACCAUGGAACCGGAGGUCUCGAUUAUUGAGAAUGUUUGCUGGAAGGAGCUUGGACUUCUGGUUUUCGUCUGGGUUGCAUUUCUUGCACUGCAAAUUGCCAAGCAACACACAACUACUUGCUCUCCAGCAUAUUGGGUAGUGAAUUUGUUACAGAUCCCAGUUUCCCUUGGUGUAUCUAUGUACGAGGCAGUGAGCCUGUACCAGGGACGAAGGGUAAUAGCAUCUAAGGGAGAGGAAGGGACAGAUUGGAAAGUGCACCAGCUGGUUAUCUACUGUCUCUUUGGUGUAAUUGCAGGAAUCGUAGGUGGGUUGCUUGGAUUAGGCGGAGGAUUUAUCAUGGGUCCACUGUUUUUGGAGCUCGGAAUCCCCCCUCAGGUCUCCAGUGCCACGGCCACAUUUGCAAUGACAUUCUCGUCAUCCAUGUCUGUUGUAGAAUACUACCUUCUAAAACGUUUUCCAGUUCCUUAUGCUGUCUACUUGACCGCGGUUGCCACUGUUGCAGCAUUAGUAGGACAGCACAUUGUUCGAAGGCUGAUUAUACUCUUCGGAAGGGCGUCUCUAAUCAUAUUCAUUCUAGCCUUUACCAUAUUUGUCAGUGCAGUCUCACUAGGUGGAGUUGGGAUAUCGAACAUGAUCGGCAAGAUUAACCAGCACGAAUACAUGGGUUUCGAAAACCUUUGCAAGUAUGAUGUAUAGAACGUUAUCUUCAAGGGGAAAAAAUUUGCUAGGGUUCAAGGGGAAAAAACUCUGUACCGUGUUCGGCUACUGCUAGAUUCUUGCGUCAAAGUGUUUGUACUUAUUUGGUCAAAUUCGUGUUUUGCCCCAAAAAUUGUGGGUCAGUAAUGUGGAAGCUAGUUUCUCUCUC